This is a messenger RNA of Acanthosepion pharaonis, 999 nucleotides long. Lineage: Eukaryota; Metazoa; Mollusca; Cephalopoda; Sepiida; Sepiidae. The record is from the annotation of a GenBank genome assembly.
AUGUCACUCACUUCCUCUCUCACUCACUUAGCCUUCAAUAACCCAGGUCUUUGGUAUACAUGCUUAUUUAAUUUAUCCUUUCUUAUUUUCUCUUUGUUCCUUCUUUUUCUCUCGUUUUCUUUUCUUCUCUUGCUUUCAUUCCUUCUCUGUCUCUGCUCACUUUUCUUCUCUUGUUUUCUUUCCAUCUCUUGUUUUCUUUCCUUCUCUUUCCCUUGUUUUCUUUUCUUCUCUUUUUCUUGUUCUUUUUCUUCUCUUUCUCUUGUUCGCUUUCCUUUGUCUUUCUCUUAUUUUCUUUCCUUCUUUUCUCUUACUUUCUUUCCUUCUCCUUCUCUUACUUUCUUUCCUUCUCUUUCCCUUGUUUUCUUUUCUUCUCUUUUUCUUGUUUUCUUUUCGUCUCUUUCAAUCAUUCUUUUUCUUUCUUUCAAUUGUUCCUUUCUUUUUCUUUUCUCUUUCCUUCUUUUUCCUUUUUUCUUUCUCUUUCUCUUACUUUUCUUUUCCUUCUUUUCCCUUCUUUCUUUUCUUUCUUUCUCUUGUUCUUUUCCUUUGUCUUUCUUUCUUUUCUCCUUCUUUUCUUUUCUUUCCUUCUCCUUUCUCUUCUUUCCUUUUCUUUUGUCUUUUCUUUUCUUCUCUUCUUUUGUUCGCUUUCCUUUGUCUUUCUCUUACCUUCUUUCCUUCUUUUCUCUUACUUUCUUUCCUUCUCCUUCUCCUUACUUUCUUUCCUUCUCUUUCCCUUCUUUUCUUUUCUUCUCUUUCUCUUGUUCGCUUUCCUUUGUCUUUCUCUUACUUUCUUUCCUUCUCCUUCUCUUACUUUCUUUCCUUCUCUUUCUCUUAUUUUCUUUCCGUCUCUUAUUUUCUUUCCUUCUUUUUCUCUUCUUUUCUUUCCUUCUUUCUUUCUAUAUGUAUUGUUUGAUUGUUUAUGUGAAUGCAUUAUAUCUAUCUCUCUGCUUAUUCUCUCUCUUUUCACCUAAUACUUAUCAUUUAGUGUAUCGAAGCACAUGA